Messenger RNA from Auanema sp. JU1783, 504 nucleotides. Lineage: Eukaryota; Metazoa; Nematoda; Chromadorea; Rhabditida; Rhabditidae. The record is from the annotation of a GenBank genome assembly.
AUGACAUCUCAAAGUAGACCCAAAUUCGUUCAACUACAUACCAGCAUGGGAAAAAUCGCCAUUGAACUGUAUUGGGACCAUGCUCCUAAAACAUGCGCCAACUUCUCUGAAUUAGCUCGUAGAGGAUAUUACAACAACACAAUUUUCCAUAGAAUUAUUGCUGAUUUCAUGAUACAGGGGGGUGACCCCACGGGCACAGGACGUGGAGGAGCUUCUAUUUAUGGUGAUAGGUUCGCAGACGAAAUCGAUGGUCGCCUGAAGCAUACAGGAGCCGGUAUAGUGUCUAUGGCGAAUGCUGGACCAAAUACGAAUGGCUCUCAGUUUUUUAUUACUUUAGCUCCUACUCAGCAUUUAGAUGGAAAGCAUACAAUAUUCGGUAGAAUUGCGGCUGGAAUGACGGUGGUUCAAAACCUUGGAAAAGUUGACACAGACUCAAGUGAUAGACCGAAAAUGGAAAUUAAAAUACUGAAAGCAAUGCCAACUGACGAUUCUAGGAUAUCUUAA